AUGAAUGUUGAUAAUUUAGGAUUGAUCAAUAUGACAAAACAUGGCGAAAUAUUUCAACAAUCGCAUCCAUCAAGUAUUUUGAUGACACUCGGCACUAUGCUUGGAAGGCUGUGUAAUGUUGUAGGAACCGUUAAAAUGUAUAAGUCAGUUGCGAAAUUUGUGGCUCGUCAUCGUCGUGCACAGCUUCGUCAAACAGCUGAAAAGUUGGGUGGCGCAGAAGCAGAUGCGGACUGGAAUGAAGCGCUCAUUGAAUGUUGCCAACUCUUUGUUUAA
Anisakis simplex (herring worm) is the source of this 273-nucleotide messenger RNA. The record is from the annotation of a GenBank genome assembly. NCBI's taxonomy places the organism in Eukaryota, Metazoa, Nematoda, Chromadorea, Rhabditida, Anisakidae.